Salvia hispanica is the source of this 1690-nucleotide messenger RNA. Its product is annotated as QWRF motif-containing protein 6-like. Gene Ontology annotation, molecular function: microtubule binding. The record is from RefSeq and is a predicted model, not a curated record. Gene Ontology annotation, cellular component: nuclear microtubule; cytoplasm. NCBI's taxonomy places the organism in Eukaryota, Viridiplantae, Streptophyta, Magnoliopsida, Lamiales, Lamiaceae. Gene Ontology annotation, biological process: spindle assembly.
UUACACAGGAUUUCCGUUUCCUCCUCCUCCUCCUCCACUUGCAGGUUUUGAGUGGGUAAAAAUAGAGAGAGAAGGAAAGAAAGAUGGGCGAUCAAGCCGCACCAGCUCCGCUGCCGCCACACCGCCGCCCGAAAGUGAGGGAAGUGAGUUCCCGGUUCAUGUCCCCUUUAGUCCAAUCCAAUUCAACCCCAGCCCCCACUCCCCACCCUUCCGAUUUCCCGCGCCCCAAAACCCUACACCGCCGCCAUCCCUCCAAAACCGACGAGAAUUUCAACCCGGAGCCAAACCGCAUCAUCGCCUUAGACAAACCCUCACCGGCUAUCUCAACCAUAAACAGAAAACAGCACCACCACCGAAUCAAUUCAAAAGAUCACCACCACUCGGCUUCCUCCAGGCCGGACACGCCUAUCGCCACCGCCACGGAUCGAAUUGUUCCGUCCAGAUUCAGGCAAAGCGCCACCCGUUCAAAUUCGCUCAGCGGUAGCAGCGACGGAUGCUCCGCCGUCACCGCCGCGGCGAGGCUUCUGCAGGAAGCCACAUCCGAUGUAGAGAAGAAGCUUUCCAGGAUUUCGACAACAUCCAGCGUCGACGAUUCCGAUUCCUGCAGCACCGCCACUUCGAAUCAGGGGAGUUCCUCGUGCCCUAGCUCGCCGCUCUGCGCCGCGCCGGUCACUAAGCUGCGCAGCGCAACGGACGUGCGAUCCUCCAUGCCAGACGUGGAUAAAUGGCUCUCCGAUAGGAAUUUCGAAAAUUCCGGCAAGGAUUGUGCUCGAUCGCUCAAUUUUUCGUCAUUCUCGAGGAUCACCGGCGGUGGAGGCGUUUCACGGCCUCCGCAUCCUUCGCCGUGUGUGAGGUCUGGGAUUGAUUCAAGGAAAGGGAGUAAGGCGUCCAAUCAUCAAGCUGAAGUGCAUUCUCUCAAAAUGAUGACAAACCACUAUCUUCAGUGGCGAUUUGCGAAUGCUAAGGCAGAGGCUUCCGUUCAAACUCAGAAGCAUGAAACUGAGAGGAAAUUCUUUGCACUUGGAGGCAAGAUAUCUGAGUUAAGAGAUAAUGUGAAGAAGAAACGCAUUGAACUUGCAGUGCUGCGAGGAUUGAACACUUUGAAUACAGUAGUUGAAGCUCAAAUGCCAUACCUAGAGGAGUGGUCUAGUCUGGAAGAGGAUUACUCGAAUUCUCUGUCGGGCGCAGCAAAUGCGUUGCUGAGUUCCUCAGUUAGACUUCCAAUCAGUGGUGAUGUGCGGGCCGAUGUCGGGGAGCUAGAGGAAGCUCUAACCUCAGCUUCGAAGGUGGUUGAGUCCAUUGGUUCUCAUAUUCAGAGAUUUACCCACAAGGCUGAAGGAAUGGAUAUUUUGGUAUCUGAUGUAGCUAGGAUGGUAGGGGGAGAGAAAGCUCUAACAGAGGAGUGUGGAUUUCUGCUCUCCAAGAUUUACUCAUCACAGGUGAAUGAAUGCAGCCUGAGGGGAGCUCUAAUGCAAUUGAAUUACUGCAACAAUCGUCAACCUUUUAAGUGUCAAGAAUUAGUUUCUUCAUAAUUUGUUUUCUUCUUCCAUUAAUAACUCAAUAAUAUGUCCUGUAUCUCUUCCAAAAAAAUGUACUACUUGUAUUAUUUUUUGUAUUCUUAUCCUCCUCGUGGAUCUGUGUAAAUGAACUCAAAUCUUCAUAAGAUAUAUAGAAAGAAUGAAGUUUUGCA